GAGCGGAAAAGUGAUAACAAAUACGAAAUAAAUUAAAUAAAAAAAUUAAUGGAUAUUUAAUUGUGAGAUUUUCCACGAAAAUGCAACAAAACGCAAGUUCUUCCUCCGCUUCUAAUACAAAUCGACUGAUGGAUCAACCGCCAAAUUACUCGAGUUACUGCACCGGCCCGGACCAGGAAAGGAUAAAAGCAGCAAGAUUCGCUCAAGUUAAUGCCAGAUUAAAAGCUGCCAAGUGCUUGUCUUAUGAGAAGAAAAUUUAUUAUUUGACCGAAUAUGAUGAAAUCGAGCAAGCAUCACGAGAACUUUUAAAUUGGGUAAACAAAAACAUUCCCGAUGGCGUCGGUCUACUUCCAGUGGGUUUUGACAUGGAAUGGCCUUUCACGUACAGAACGGGACCUCUCAAGACUGCUUUGAUACAAUUUUCGUUCUCAUUAAAUGUUUGUUAUCUGUUCCAAGUGUGGAAAUUUGACACUUUGCCCCAGUCGCUCAUCGAAUUAGUGCGACAUCCAAAAUUAUUGCUGCAUGGAAACAAAAUUAAAAAUGACCUACGAAAGUUAGGAAGAGAUUUCAAAGAAGUCGGAGACACGGAUCCACUUGUCGCUAGAUGCUGUGAUUUGGGAAGUUACGCCAAUAGAGUCCUUAACGUCGGCGAAAAUUGGAGUAUGGAAAGACUUGUGAAGGAAUUUUUAAAAACGAACAUCAAUAAAGACAAAGCAGUUCGAAUGUCAGAGUGGAACAGAAUUUUGAGCGAAGAGCAACAAAUUUAUGCAGCAAUUGAUGUCAUAGCAUCACAACUCGUCUUUCAAAAAAUACGAUAUUUGGAAGAAAAACACAAAACCGAGGAAGAAAUCAAGGUCCUGCUGCUGGAAUUAGAAAAAGACUUUGAACGAGAGGAUCGCGAAAAAAGAAAUGACCUUGACGAGCUGUUAGUCGAAUACGAAAGAAUCCAAAUGAUUCUCAACAAAAGUCCACCACCGACACCAUCGACGCAAGAAAAUCUGUAA
Culicoides brevitarsis is the source of this 1004-nucleotide messenger RNA. It is a transcript of the gene WRNexo, whose product is annotated as 3'-5' exonuclease. The coding region runs from base 81 to 1004 and encodes 307 amino acids. The record is from RefSeq and is a predicted model, not a curated record. Lineage: Eukaryota; Metazoa; Arthropoda; Insecta; Diptera; Ceratopogonidae. The transcript is spliced from 6 exons. Gene Ontology annotation, molecular function: 3'-5' exonuclease activity; nucleic acid binding. Gene Ontology annotation, biological process: nucleobase-containing compound metabolic process.